Messenger RNA from Fragaria vesca subsp. vesca, 2932 nucleotides. RefSeq names its product gamma-tubulin complex component 3-like. The record is from RefSeq and is a predicted model, not a curated record. The transcript is spliced from 3 exons. The coding region runs from base 71 to 2626 and encodes 851 amino acids. Gene Ontology annotation, cellular component: centrosome; spindle pole; gamma-tubulin small complex. NCBI's taxonomy places the organism in Eukaryota, Viridiplantae, Streptophyta, Magnoliopsida, Rosales, Rosaceae. Gene Ontology annotation, molecular function: microtubule minus-end binding; gamma-tubulin binding. Gene Ontology annotation, biological process: spindle assembly; microtubule nucleation; cytoplasmic microtubule organization.
UCAAAAACCCUCGCUGCAGUCACACACAGUGCCACACUCUCCCUUCUUCCCCCUUUUCAAAUCCCCAAAAAUGGAAGAAGAAGACCAACAAAAAGUCGCAGAUCUGGUCAAGGAGCUCGUCAUUCGCCUCGUCGCCGAAAACCCCACCUCUUCUUCAUCUCACCCACCAAAUCUCCAGACCUCCCUCCGCUACGCGAUUCGCAUACUCUCCAGCCGAUUGACCCCCUCCGUCGCCCCCGACGCCGCCGCCAUCGCCGAGUCCACCAAACGCCGCCUCGCCACCCAAGGUAAGUCCUCCCAGGCCCUAACCUUCGCCGAUCUUUACACCAAAUUCGCAUCGAAAACUGGGCCCGGAAGUGUAGAUAACAAGUGGGCUGUGCUUUAUUUGCUUAAGAUUAUAUCCGAGGAUCGAAAGAAUGUGAAUUCCCAGUUGGAUUCUUCGAUUUUGUUGCCCAAUUUGGGUUUAUACGACGCCGAAUCGGGCGAAGAGUCUAGGAUUUUGGGAGGGAGGGGUAGUGGGGAGAAGGGAUGGAGUAAUGGGGUUUUGUUGGUUUCCAAGGACCCAGAGAAUCUCCGGGAAAUUGCGUUUAGGGAGUUUGUUAAUUUGGUUAAGGAGGAGAGUGAGGUUUCCGAGGAGGCUUUGGUUAGAGAUGUGUUGUAUGCUUGUCAGGGAAUUGAUGGGAAGUAUGUGAAAUUUGAUAGUAAUGCGGAUGGAUAUGUUUUGUCCGAUUUGGUUAAGGUUCCAAGAGGUACUAGGAUUAUGGUGAGGAAGCUUUGUGAGUUGGGGUGGUUGUUUAGGAAGGUUAAGGGGUAUAUAUCGGAGAGUAUGGAUGGGUUUCCGUCUGCAGAUGUUGGAACCAUUGGGCAGGCAUUCUGUGCUGCAUUGCAAGAUGAGUUGUCGGAUUAUUAUAAGUUAUUGGCAGUGCUUGAAGCGCAGGCGAUGAAUCCGAUUCCUUUGGUAUCGGAGACAGUGAGCUCUGGGAAUUAUCUUUCUUUGAGGAGGUUGUCUGUUUGGUUUGCAGAGCCAAUGGUGAAAAUGAGGUUGAUGGCUGUUUUGGUUGAUAAGUGUAGGGUUUUGAGGGGUGGGGCGAGGGCUGGGGCUAUUCAUAUGCAUGCUCAGCAUGGUGACCCUUUAGUGCAUGAGUUCAUGGGGCGGUUACUCCGUCGGGUGUGCUCCCCACUAUUUGAGAUGGUCAGGAGUUGGGUUUUGGAAGGAGAGUUGGAAGAUGUUUUUGCUGAAUUCUUUAUCGUGGGUCAGCCAGUGAAAGCUGAAUCUCUUUGGAGGGAAGGUUACAUGCUCCAUGCGGGGAUGCUUCCUUCUUUCAUUUCACAAUCUCUUGCUCAACGCAUUCUGAGGACUGGAAAGUCAAUCAAUUUCCUUCGGGUCUGUUGCGAAGAUCUUGGUUGGGCUGAUGCUGCAACAGAAGCUGCAGCUGCUGCUGGCACCACAACAAGAAGAUGGGGUCUGGGAUAUGGUGAAACUGAUGCUCUUGAGUCUUUGGUCGAUGGAGCAGCGAAAAGAGUUGAUAAGCAUUUGUUGGAUGUUAUAUACAACCAGUAUAAAUUCAAGGAGCACUGUCUUGCGAUAAAGCGGUAUUUAUUGCUUGGACAGGGUGAUUUUGUUCAGUACCUAAUGGAUAUUGUUGGGCCAGAGCUUUCUGAGCCUGCCAACACUAUAAGCUCUUUUCAGCUUGCUGGGUUGCUGGAAACUGCAAUUCGGUCUUCAAAUGCUCAGUAUGAUGAUCGUGACAUAUUGGAUAGAUUGAAGGUAAAGAUGAUGCCACAUGAAACUGGAGAUAGGGGUUGGGAUGUAUUCUCAUUGGAAUAUGAUGCAAGGGUUCCUUUAGAUACUGUUUUUACGGAGUCCGUGAUGACAAAGUAUUUAAGAAUAUUUAAUUUCUUGUGGAAGCUUCGACGAGUAGAGCAUGCCCUUAUUGGUGCUUGGAAGACUAUGAAACCAAAUUGUAUCACUUCCCGUUCCUUUAUGAAGCUGCAGAAAUCAGUUAAGCUGCAGUUGCUUUCAACGCUGAGACGAUGCCAGGUUCUUUGGGACGAGAUGAAUCAUUUUGUUUCAAACUUUCAGUACUAUAUUAUGUUUGAAGUUUUGGAGGUGUCAUGGUCUAACUUUUUGAACGAAAUGGAGGUUGCCAAGGACCUUGAUGAUCUACUUGCUGCACAUGAAAAGUACCUCCAUUCAAUUGUGGAGAAAUCCCUCCUUGGAGAACGUUCCCAGACCCUUUACAGCUCACUCUUUGCCUUGUUAGAUCUUAUAUUGAAAUUUCAAAGUCAUGCUGAUAGAUUGUCUGAAGGGAUUAAUGAGUUGCAAGCAAGAACCAUUGAAUCCUCUGCACCCUCUCGUGACAAGAGUAAAACAAAAAAGCGAUUAAAUGAUAAAUCCUCAGCGCCUGGGUCCUGGAUUAGUGAUGGCAGGAAGGCCCUGACACAACGUGCUGGUGAAUUUCUUCAGAAUAUGGGGCAGGAUCUAGAUGCAGUAGCAAAAGAAUAUUCCUCAUUACUUGAGGAUUUUAUUUCUAAGUUGCCCAUGCAGCAACAUGUUGAUUUAAAGUUCCUCCUAUUUCGGCUUGACUUCACUGAAUUUUAUAGCCAGUUGCAUCCUAGUACGUAGAAAGAUGUACAUGUUGAAGCAAAUGUAUCUGCCAUUCAUGGCAGGAUCAAACCAAUUUCAGUUCAUUAGUUAUGCCAGCUCAUAUGGUGGAACAAUCAUGCUGCAGCUGGCUGACCAAUCAAAGUACCUUACAUUGCUUGAGUGUUAGAUGGUGUUUGCUUUUUUCUGAUGGGCUUGUGUGGAAGUUUAUGGUUUGACUUGAAGAUGUAUUUCAUCAGUAGAUCAGGGUGGAUAGUGUACACAUAUCAGCUGAUAUUUUAGGGGAUUUUUUUGGUGAGUUCUUUCAGCUUUGUGAGCUGUCCUUCA